Molecule: messenger RNA, 4303 nt
Organism: Pangasianodon hypophthalmus (striped catfish)
Lineage: Eukaryota; Metazoa; Chordata; Actinopteri; Siluriformes; Pangasiidae
Product: MICOS complex subunit MIC27
Exons: 9
Coding region: 127-1167 (346 amino acids)
Biological process (GO): cristae formation
Cellular component (GO): MICOS complex
Source: RefSeq, a predicted model, not a curated record
UUUUAAGUUCAGCUCAACAGCGCUAUGGUUUAAUGAUAUUAACCAGUGAACGGUGGAUUAAGUUAUAACGUAGACUAGACAAAGAAAAUACAUUGUUUCGUGUAUGAUAUUGCAUACCCAUUUGAUAUGCUUAAGCUAGUUAGCCACAGUCAGCGUUCCAGUUCUUUCAAAUGUGCUUUUCAGGUGGUGAAGGUAGUGGCUGUGCCUGUGGUGCUGGGAUUUGCUUCUCUGCGCGUCUACAGCAUGAGUAAGGAUAAACCGGAAGUGCUGCUCUCACCUCAGCAGCUUUCGAUUUACUCAACUCUGCCACAGGAGAGGCUUCACUAUUCGGAAGAACAGCCAGGAGUUCUGCAGAGUAGUCUUGGUAAAGUCAGAGGGAGUCUGCAGUCCUAUGUGCAGAAAAUGAAAAGUGCUUAUGUAUCAGUUCAAGUAACAGCUGUGAACCUCUACCAUGGUGGAGAAGAUGUGUACUACUUUCUUAAAGACCCUCCCUCUGGAUUUGUGCCUAGGAUUUCUGUAAUUGCAGUGUCUGGCCUCGCUGGUGUGAUUCUUGCAAGAAAAGGGUCCUACCUAAAGAAACUGGGACUGCCAUUGAGUUUGGCCUCUGCAGGAUUUGCUGUGUGUUACCCUGUACAGACUAUAGCCAUGCUCAAGGUAAGUGGAAAGAAGAUGUAUGCAGCCUCAGAGUGGACAAGCUCAACUGUUGCAUCGCUGUGGAAACAGGACACACUACCAGUUGUGCCUGCUAGUUUAGCGUCAGCACCAUCACCUGAAGCUGUCGCAAAUACUCAGGCUGUCCCAGUCAGUGAAUUGGCUCAAGCUACAGGGACAGAGGCGCUCUUCCGUGAGGCUUCUCCUCCACCUGAGUCUAGGUUUAGCCCCAUGCCUGAUGAUCAUGACCUGGUCCCGGCUUCGUUUUCUUUUCCACAAAACAGCAUUUCCACUGCCGAUGAUGAACUCUUGGUGGUGACCGUUGAGGGAAAACCCUCCUCAGCAUCAUCUCUAACUACUGAGAGCCAACCAGAGACGCCAUCCUUACAGUCCUCAGGAGAGCUUCAGACGCCAACAGCUGUCGCAGAGAAGCAGGAGCAUGAAUCACAUCUCAAACUAAUGGACUUUGGACAGUCUUACCCAGAAGACGCUGACCUUUACAGCACGCGCAGCUGAACAGAGCAAUGGCAGAGCAGACCAUUCAUUCAUUUAUUCACUCAUUCAGCAGAUCAUUCACUCAUUCAUUCACUCUGUACUCAAAUCUGCUUUAGGAACUUGGUAAGGAUGUGAUUUAUGAAAGUUUAAUUCUAUUAACAGACAUAGUAAUAGUCAGUGCUGAUGUUCGAGAUGUGUGACAUAUUUUGCAGCAUUUAUUGCUGGAAAUAUUGUCAGUUGUAUUUGUUAUCCCCAUACACUGCUGAAAAUGAACCAGAUGAUUUAACUGUUAAAAUGACACUGAAGUUGUUAAAUAAGAAAUCAUUUAUUUUGUUGUUAUUAAUUAAUGAGUGAUGUACAAAUAUAAAUAACUGAACCCAGGUCAAUAUUGAAGUCUGUAUAAUGUGUCCUUUAAGAAUAGACCGCUUGCUUGCAGUUUGUUACCCAAGGAGGUUUGUUAGUCACAACUGUAAGCAGCGGCAGCUUGUCCGAAGGGGAAGGUGGCACAGAGCCCACCUUAUACAGUCCCCUCCGAAAGUGUUGGAACAGCAAACCAAUUCUUUUGUUUUUGCUAUACACUUAAGGCAGUUGGGGUUGAGACCAAAAGAUGAACAGGAGACAAUGGAUCAGAAUUUCAGAUUUAAUUUCCUGAUAUUUAGGGGUCAAGCAGUGAAGGUGCUGAAACAAUUUUGUUUUUGUUUGUGGUGUUCUUAUUAUUCUUCUAUGCUGGAAGUCUAUGGAGGACCCUACAUCUGUAUGGGGAAAAAGUUGUGAAAUUUGGCACACUGAUUGCGCAUAGUGCCCAUAGUCAUUUCGCCAGUUUUUUGCUCUGGACCGCAAUGCCUCUAGCGCCACCAUUGGGUCAAAUUUCAAGAUUUUUGUGUAUAACUUUUGAACCAUUUGAGGUACAAGCAAAAUUUUCCUUUUAAUUAAUCCUUGGCUCAUGCCGAUUUUGGCGGAUCCCAUGACAUUAUAAAUUCAUAAUUCUGGUGUCAUCUGAUUUCUGACAUGUUAUGUCAAUGCCAAAAUUUUCCAUCCACUAUUUCUAAAUUUCCACCAUUAUGCAUUUGUGCUCUGCAUUUAACCCAUCUAAGUGCACACACACACGGAGCAGUGGGCAACCUUUUUUUGCUGUGGCGCCCGGGGAGCAGUUGGGGGGUUUGGUGCCUUGCUCAAGGGUCUCACCUCAGUCGUGGUACUGAGGGUGGGAGAGAGCACUAGUCAUUCACUCCUACCACCUACAAUCCCUGCCGGACCUGAGACUUGAACCAACGGCCUUCAGGUUCACCUUCGGGUUGCAAGUCCGACUCCCUAUCCAUUAGGCCACGACUUUAGUUAUAGCUCGGGAACACUUUAUAUAUUAUUUUCACAACAAACUUGGCAGACACCUCAAAAUUAUGUCCUUUUAAGUUUCAUCUCAUUUUUGCUUUGGCCAACCUGUUUUAUGUCUGGUUGUUCUUACACCAGUGGUUUCUUUCUUUUUCAGCACAUUACAGAUUGUUUUCUUGGCUAUGCCAAAUGCUUGUGCAAUGGCUCUGAUUGACUUUUCCCUCUUUCUUCCUUCAAAAUGUCUCCUAUAGACAGCUUUCUGGUCUACAUGUUGGUCUAUCCUUUUUAACCAAGAGUAGACAAAAGUAGAUAUUCAGAGCUAUUAAUCUUUUAAACAAUCAAUUUAACAGGGCACACCUGGGCAAUAAGAAACACCUGUCAGUCACAUGUUACAAUAUAUUUUAUCACUUAAAAAAUGGGUGGGUCCAAACAAAAGGUGUCAUUUUCUAAGGUGUUUUUUUUUUUUUUUUUUUUUUUUUUUAUACACAUCUGGAUCAGGAAAUGAAAGCUGAAAUUCUGAUCUGUCAUCUCAUAAUCAUCUUUUGAUCUCAAACCCAAAUAUCUUCAAUGUACAGCAAAAACAGAUGAAUUGGACUUGCCAUUCCAAUACUUUUGGAGGGAACUGUACAUAAUGUCCCAUAUAGUAGUAUUACAUUGCUCUUAGUACUGUGGCAGUGUUAGUAUAGUUUUGCACCUUUGUGUUGAUAGUUAUUUUGUGUUUUUUAAAACAAUAAAAUGAUAAUUAUUCUCUUAAUAUAGAAUGGAAAUUUAAGUUCAGUUUAUAUUUUUUAUUUAUAUGUAUAAUUAUUUUAUACAGUCGGAUCCAAAAGACGGAGACCAUUAGUGAAAAUGCUUCUGUUUGGCAUUCUUUUUCAGUUUAACUCAAAGGUUUUCAUUACAAAUGAUGAUAUUAGAAAUAACUUGAGUGAAAAGUAGAAUCUUAAAAAUAUUUACAUGAAAUUCAGAAUUUUUUUAGUUUUUAGUAUGUCCCCUUUUUUGCUUUACUGCUAGUGUGCACUUGAGCUGGCAUGAACUCCACAAGUUUGGGCAAAACCUUAUGAUCCAUGUUAGAGCAAAUCCAUCAGUGUCAUCUGACCCACUGAGAAUCUGACCUUUUGUACAAAGCAGUUUCCUUAUACAAAUUUCCUUAAAUUGAAAUAGUGACCUGGAAAUUGUGCAACAUCUUUAAUACUGAACUGUCAAGAUGUUGCACAUUUCCUUUUUUUUUUUAUUUCUUUUUUUUUUUUUUAGAAUUUUCAAAAUUCUGAAAAAUAUAAAACUGGAAAUAAACAAAGUUAGAUUUUUGACCAUUGCUUACAGCUGUGGUAUUUAUCACGUGUUUACAUGUACAUGUGAUAAAUACCAAUUUUCUUGUGUGUAUUGGCGGAUCUUAUGCACAAAUUUAGUACUUGUUUUGCAUGCUUUGAUAAAUGGGACCUCUGGUCUAUUUCCAUUUUGUUCAUUCUGUCUCUUCCAACUGUUUCGGUGCACAGAACAGAGACAGCGUUUUCCCUUUAAUAUGUCACCUGUCUAGGGCUGCAACUGCAAUUUUUAAGUUAUAUUUAUUUAUAUAUUAGACAAACUACUUGGAAAAAUGCCAAAUAAACCAUUUUUGUUUUACUUCAUGCAAGAGUAUCUUCACUUGAUUCUCGGUGAAGUUCAUCUUACACCUUUAGGCAUGUUCCAUGUUGUCUGAAACAAGCAGGACCUUGAGCAAGCUACUGUGCUUUUUACAGGGAAGUUUACCAUAUACAGUCAUGGGGAAGAGAAAGUACACUCUCCUUCAAUUCUGUGUUUUUAUUUCACAGGGCCUAAAUAACAAUUUUAA